This is a messenger RNA of Tetrapisispora phaffii CBS 4417, 438 nucleotides long. It is a transcript of the gene MRPL27, whose product is annotated as mitochondrial 54S ribosomal protein YmL27. The record is from RefSeq and is a predicted model, not a curated record. Gene Ontology annotation, molecular function: structural constituent of ribosome. The transcript has a single exon. NCBI's taxonomy places the organism in Eukaryota, Fungi, Ascomycota, Saccharomycetes, Saccharomycetales, Saccharomycetaceae. The coding region runs from base 1 to 438 and encodes 145 amino acids. Gene Ontology annotation, cellular component: mitochondrial large ribosomal subunit.
AUGAAAGCUACUGCUGCCAGAUUAUUUCAAGAGUCGCCUAUUUCUUUUUUGACUAGACCCUGGAUCAAGAACCGUGAUGGGACUUUAUUCUAUGGUAUCUCGAAGACCGGUAACAGGCGUACUGCUUUGACUACUAAACAAGGUAACAAGACGAUGUACAAAGGUACUAGAUCUUCAGGUAUCGGUAAACACACUACGUUGGGUAAAUAUAUGAUCGAUUGGGUUAAAGUGCGUACUUUCAAAACUCCUAGUGUGAUGAACACUGAUCUUAAACCAUUGGUCAGCGAUGAAGUUCCGGAGUUGGCACAUACAUUUAAAGGUUAUCAAAAAGGUCCACAUGAUACGAAACUAUAUUUUGAUAAGUUAAGAAAUUAUAUUAAGAAUGGUGAAGUGCAAACUGCUGCAACAGAUGCAAAAUGUUAUGUAGAGAGAGGUUAA